Messenger RNA from Schistosoma rodhaini, 2477 nucleotides. The record is from the annotation of a GenBank genome assembly. Lineage: Eukaryota; Metazoa; Platyhelminthes; Trematoda; Strigeidida; Schistosomatidae.
GACAGAUUGGAGAAGAAUAGAACUAUUCUAGUCUUCUAUGUUGGGUCAGCUAUAAAGUUACGUUGUCUAUCCGUUCAUUCUGACUCAUGUUUUCUUGGUCUACACACAUUAAUCUUCUGAUUAAUGCCAACAUAAUCUUGUUGAAUGCUUUUCCAGUCAAAGACACAUCUCCACAGCAGUUUGGUUUGAUGUAUGCUAAGGAAACCAGAAUCUCACGAGAACGAUACCAGCUUAAACAUGAUGAAAGAAAUUCGAACUCUUCAAUGUAUACUUAUAAUUACCAUAAUGAAGAAAACGCUAUAUAUGUGGUAAUCAGUAUUUCUAAAAAGGACUUGGAGUUUGUAGAUAAUUAUCAAAUCAAACCUGUUAUAUGCUUAGUCAACUACAGCAGUAAUGUGCCUUUAGCUUUAUCUUAUGACUUGGAUUUUACGUUAUCUGCAGAGCUAGUUAAUCAGUCUUGGUAUUGGUUACCACCUUCAUUAAAAGGGAGUACAAAUAUAUCUGUCUAUAUAUUACCAAAAUUAGUGGGAUUAGACUAUUUGGUAUUUUGGAUUCGUCAAGCCAAACCUAUGCAUGGAUACAUCAGUCCUACUCCAUGGUUUGCCAAUAAUUCUGAGACCCUCAGGAAACAAUAUUUUGAUAAUUUAUUAAUUGACCAUCGACUCACUGUCUCUUUGUAUAAUAACCAGGAUGAUAAUAAUGAAAACAACACACUGGGUUUUCCCGUAAUUGUAAUUGCAGAUAAAGGCAUUGGUUACCUAGUUUUCCGUAUUUUCGUCAUAGUUAUGGUGACUAUAUUCACAUUCACAAUGGGAUGUGAUUUGGAAAUUCCUUUGAUCCUGCAUCAUUUCAAAAGACCCAUUUCUAUAUCAAUUGGAUUCUUUUGUCAAUUCUUUUUUAUGCCAUUGAUUGCGUUCGGUAUCGUAAAAAUUAUACCAAUUAGAUCGGAUUUUGGAUUUGGUUUACUUACUAUUGCUUGUUCUCCAGGUGGUGGUGCCAGUAAUGGUUGGUGUCUUCUACUUGGAGGUGAUAUCAAUUUGAGUAUAUUAAUGACAUUCAUUAGUAGUUUAUCAGCUCUUUUCAUGAUGCCUCUUCUUCUAUUCAUCUACGGUCGGUUCUUUAUUGAUGUGACCAAAAUAAAAAUUCCAUAUCUCAAUAUUGUCUUCCAGUUGUUACAAGUAGCUAUACCUGCAUUAAUGGGCUUAGGUCUACGUAUAUGGAAACCGAAAUUGGCUGUUAAAUGCACCAAGUUAACACGUCCAUUAUUUUAUAUAUUCAUAUUAUUCUUUUUAACUAUCGGUGUGUACAUUAAUUGGUCCUUGACUCGUCUAUUAGCUGUAUAUCCUUUGCUUAUCCUUACAAGUGCAUUGUUACCUUGGCUUGGCUUUUGUAUAGCGUCAUUAUUUACAUUAAUUCUACGACAAUCACGCCAAUUAAUUAUUACAGUGGCCUUAGAGACUGGUAUACAAAAUAUUGGUGUUGGAAUACUUGUUUUAUUGUAUACAAUGCCAAAACCAACUGGUGAAUUAGGUGCCAUUAUGCCAAUUACUGUAGCUAUGCUUACACCGAUUCCUUUGUGUUUAAUUUAUUUGGGCUUGGUAAUCAAGCGUAAAUGUUGUGACCAUCAGAAUAAAAAACCUGUCAUUCAUGAUCCUUGUGAAGUUGAACCCCUCAGUACCACAAAAAUAAGUAGCAAUUGCAGUAAUGACGUAAUCAACCCAUCAACUGAUAACAAUCAAUCACCGACACAAGUAUCGUUGACAGAAACAACUGUUACCACAAGAACCGCUAUCCCUCAUGAAGGUAUGUAAAGGAACCUAUGUGAAGUCAGGUCGGUGGUGUUAUUUUUCAUUGUUUUCUAUUUUUAAAUAACAAUAAUUUUUUUUAGUGUGAUAAUAUGUAAACCUUUUUAGUUUUCUUUUGAACCAUUACUGUUUUGAAUGAAACUUCAUUUGUUGUUGAUCCUAUUAAACACAAUAUCAUUUUUUCUCGUUUUUUUUUUAAAAAAAAAAUUUGUGAAGUUGUAUAAUUUUAUUGAUCACUUGUUUCAUUGUAAUCAGACUAAAAAUUAUGAAAGAAUCAUUUUUGCCUAAACAGAUAUUCGUGAUUAAAGUAACUUAACAAUGAAUUUUUAUUUCGAAGAGUUCAUUCUUACCUCUUUUCUCUAAUCUAUUAAUUUACCUUUAGUUUUGUGAUAAAUAUUCUCUUUUUGUAGAACAAGAUUUUAUUUAAAUAAAAAUUUCCCAACCUUCAUUUUUCUACCAUAAACAAUAAUAAAUAAAUAUAAAGUGAAUCAACGGAACAAACCCAAUGACUCAUUAAAACGAAUGAAGACGCUUCAACACAGAGAAUUCUCUUUUGGACGUUAUUAUUCUUCUUAAGCCAUCCAGUUGUAUUUAUAAAGAUUUUUUUACAUUUAGUAAUCGUAAAAUAGACAAAUGUUAAAAAAUCAUUAAGGAUGAUCAAAUUUAUUCAAG